Molecule: messenger RNA, 2836 nt
Organism: Melanotaenia boesemani (Boeseman's rainbowfish)
Lineage: Eukaryota; Metazoa; Chordata; Actinopteri; Atheriniformes; Melanotaeniidae
Gene: ndrg4
Product: NDRG family member 4
Exons: 19
Coding region: 103-1503 (466 amino acids)
Biological process (GO): signal transduction; positive regulation of ERK1 and ERK2 cascade; brain development
Cellular component (GO): cytoplasm
Source: RefSeq, a predicted model, not a curated record
CACACACACGCUCUCAUCCAGUUUGUAGCAGCCGAAGGGACAAGAACAAAAAAAAGCUAGACCACACGGUGUCGACUACAGAAAUUCCUACCUACGCCACAGAUGGGGCCUGGAUUGUUUUGGAACUUCCCUCCCAAGGCUGGCUGCACGGUUCCACAGAGCCUCCUGCAGACCAUGUUGCUGUCCAGGAUGGCUGGAAUGAAGGAGCAGCAGUUCACAGAGGAGAAGCCCCUACUGCCGGAGAAGAGAGGAGUGGACUCAGACGUGCAGGAAAAAGGAGAGGAGGCAACGGAGGGGCUCCCGUGCCCCGCCAGCCCCGCGCCCCCUAACCAACCCCCUCCCCCUCGUCGCCCCACUCACCGCUGGCAUGUCAUCGCACGGCACUGGCUCCGCCAGACCCGCCGUCGGACCAGCGGGGUCAUCCCGGAAAGCUGUGAACAGCUGAUGCCACCAGGCGACUGGAAGGAACAUGAUGUUGAGACCCCUUAUGGGAUGUUGCAUGUGGUGAUCCGAGGGGCACCUAAAGGAAACAAGCCUGCUAUUCUCACCUACCACGAUGUGGGGCUGAAUCACAAGCUGUGCUUCAACACUUUCUUCAAUAAUGAGGACAUGCAGGAGAUCACUAAGCACUUUGUGGUUUGUCACGUCGACGCCCCGGGACAGCAGAUCGGAGCUUCACAGUUACCACAAGGGUACCAGUACCCCACUAUGGACCAGCUGGCUGGAAUGCUGCCCACUGUCGUGCAGCACUUUGGAUUCAAGAGCAUCGUUGGGAUUGGAGUUGGAGCUGGAGCUUAUAUUCUGGCCAAGUUUGCACUGAUUUUCCCUGACCUGGUGGAGGGUUUGGUUCUGCUAAACAUUGACCCCAAUGGCAAAGGAUGGAUCGACUGGGCUGCCACCAAGCUGUCAGGUCUGACCAGCAACAUCCCAGAUGUCGUUCUGCCACAUCUUUUUAGCCAGGAGGAGCUGGUGAGCAACACAGAGCUGGUGCAGAGCUACCGGCAACAGAUCAACAACAAUAUCAACCAUUUCAACCUGCAGCUCUUCUGGAACAUGUACAACAGUCGGAGGGACCUGGAGAUGAACCGCACAGGGACGGUGCUCAACGCCAAGACCAUAAAGUGUCCUGUGAUGCUGGUUGUGGGAGACAACGCCCCUGCUGAGGAGGGAGUGGUUGAGUGCAACUCCAAGCUGGAUCCAACCAACACCACUUUCCUUAAGAUGGCUGACUCUGGUGGACUUCCCCAGCUCACACAGCCCGGCAAGCUGACUGAAGCCUUCAAGUAUUUCCUGCAGGGAAUGGGCUACAUCGCUUAUGUGAAGGAUCGGAGGUUGAGUGGAGGGACAGUGCCCUCAGCCAGCAUGACUCGCCUGGCUCGCUCCAGGACGGCCUCCCUGACCAGCGCCGGCUCCAUGGAGGGAAACCGUUCUCGGGCUUGCACUAACUCCGACAGCAGUGAGGGAGUCGGCGCCGUCACCCAAACCAUGGAGGUGUCGUGCUGAAGAGUGAAAAGAAAAGAAAUAGCAGACGGGGUUAGAAGGGAUGGAGAGGGAAAGCGAGAAAUACAAAAAGGGAAGAUGAGUGUGAGGAUUGACAGUCGAGAGAAAACAUUGUGCUUGAUGAAGGAUGAAAGGUGACAGCCCUCUCCGUCUUCAUCUUUCUUCUCCAGAUCCUUUUGUCUGCCAUCUGUAAAAUACCAUACGUAUAGUCACUAACUCACCAAACUCACCUUUGAAUAUUCAUCUCGACUGCCCUUUGCCAAACACUUAAAGAUUUAAGCAGCUGGUUUUGUUCUUGAAAUGUCAUUCUUGUGUUUGCUAAGUGUUUCCUCUUUUUUUUUGCCUGCACAUCCCCCCCCCCCCAAAAAAAAAGAAAAGUAAACACACACACACACACGGUAAUAAUACAUAACCCUUUUUUUCAGUCCACGUGACAAAAUGUCAUUAAACAGCUGCUGUUAACAUCUGAGGCGGAAAUGGAAACAACAGAAAUGACAAGACGACCUUUUCUGGGUUCCAAGACAAAAAAUAGAUAAAGUGUUAUGCAUGUGUAUCUUCAAAGUAGUUAAUAUUUUGGGGGAAAUGUAAGGAUCUCUCUCUGUGAAGUUUGUAAGGAUAGUGGUCUCUCCAUGGGUAACAGGUGAUAAGAAAGGUGGUGUGUCCAGAGUCCAACAGACAGCAGAACACCGUCUUAUCGUAGCCGAGUUUGCCUGUAGUGUUUAGAGAGGAACUGUUAGCUUGUUUUAGAGCAUAGUUUUAAAACAGCACACUUCUUUAAAACUGCACUUAGGAAAACUAAAAUAUCAGCGUACAUGUUCUCCAACCUGGGCCUGAACUUUUUUUUAGUCCAAUCAAACUUUAUACAACUAGGAGGAAUCGUUUGAGGUGCUUUGAAGUUUUAUUACCUUAAAGCACGAAGUUGAACACCAGCUAGUCGUAAGCGCACUGAUCCUAUGACCAGGAAGCCUUGUCUCUUUUAUUUCCAUGAUGGCAUGUAGAGAAUACGGCUGUUGUGUUUAACUCAUCUUUAUUUUGCGAAAGAUGACAAUCUGGAGCUGUAUAUUGUUGCAAGAAACUUAAAAUGUGCAAUUGCUGAAGAAAUUGUGUGUGAUUGCUAUUGCACCUCAUGUCAGUCAACACAGGCACUGGUUGCAAGUUGAACUGGCUGUGACUGGUGCAACAUUUUAAAAGUAAAACAUGUUUUAUAUACUUUACACAACAGGAGAAAUAGUGAUUUUUAAAGACCGUCUUUCGAUUUUAGUGCAUCCUAGUAGCAAAAAUGCAUGAAAUAAAGCUUGUUUGUGGUGUUGGUUUGUAUUCAAGAGCCAGAUUUUUA